AUGGCGGAUACGACGCAGAGCUCUCCGGAACUCCUCACUCUUCAGGCCAAACUACAAAUAUUGAAUGAGAUGAACGCGCGACUACAAGCUCUGCGCAAAAUACCUGCUCAUCUCGUCCGGCAGCCCAAGUCUACGAACAUCUCGCUGUCACCGAGCCUCCAUCCGGUGCUGCAUCCACAUCCUGAGCCGUCGCUGCGGCAGGAUAUCCAGGAUGUAAAAGACUUUGCAGAGACUGUGCGUUCAGAGAAGGUUCAGGAGGCCUUGGUGCAUGCGCGGGAUAGCGAGAAGAAGGAUAAGAGCGACCUCGACUUGCACCGGCCACGAGUGAUUAGGAAGCGCAAACGGCAAUCUACGCCUGAGUCUCCGCGGUCAUACAACAACCCUCAACCGCAACGAACGUCACUCUUCUCGCCUGCACAUGACUCCGUGCCACCUGUGAAUAUUUCAGAGCUCAUAGAUUUCGUCCGAGAGUUCAACAAGACAAAUCCCAAAAUCAGGCUGCAAAUAGUAGCUGCAGACCGACAUCGCCCGCUUGUUUGCCCCAUCCUUGUCCGAUUCACCAUUCGUGACAUUGCCACGGUCUUCUUGACGCUGGAUUCGAAGGACGACUCGGUCCUUAUCAAACCGCCACACUCUCACUCUGACUUUAUCGUCUUCCAAAAGCUCUCCCAGCAGGUCACGAAGAUGAUCCUCUCUCAGCCACAGAUCUCCGUGCGCGUUGUGCUUGAACUACUAUGUUCGUACCAACAUGUGUUUACGCAGCGAUGUACCUAUUGCGAGCGGAUCCUCUCCGCUGAAGCCCCUAUUCCUGCCGUCGCCCGCGUGUGGUCGGACAAGGCAUCCGAUGGGACGACUCCAGGCUGGCAGCCGUGGCACCCGACCUGCUUGCAGCGCUGA
Messenger RNA from Laetiporus sulphureus 93-53, 897 nucleotides. RefSeq lists its product as uncharacterized. The record is from RefSeq and is a predicted model, not a curated record. Lineage: Eukaryota; Fungi; Basidiomycota; Agaricomycetes; Polyporales; Laetiporaceae. The coding region runs from base 1 to 897 and encodes 298 amino acids. Gene Ontology annotation, cellular component: mediator complex. The transcript is spliced from 4 exons.